Molecule: messenger RNA, 1328 nt
Organism: Suricata suricatta (meerkat)
Lineage: Eukaryota; Metazoa; Chordata; Mammalia; Carnivora; Herpestidae
Gene: MOK
Product: MOK protein kinase
Exons: 3
Coding region: 330-713 (127 amino acids)
Source: RefSeq, a predicted model, not a curated record
CCACGAGAUCAUGACCUGAGUCAAAGUCAGACACUUAACCGACUGAGCCACCCAGGCGCCCCAGAAGCCAAAAUCUUCCAUCCAUGAUUCCCAAAUCCAUAAGUCUCUGAAAACCAAAACAUUUCUUGGAUUUCAUUUGUCAACAAAAUGUGACCCACUAUGAAUUGUUGUCAGGAAAGCUGCUCUGUGACAGGCGACUCGGGGUCUGGUGUCCUGGUGUGAACAUCCCCGUUUGGCUGCAGAGACGCCAGGGCACAGAGAGGAACGUGGCCGAGUCUCAGAGCGUCACCCGCUCGUGGUAAAGGAGAAAUGCCCGCGCCGAAGGGGGCAUGGCAGUCCAGGGGCUGCAUGGAGCACCACGCAGAUCUCGUGUCGGUGUGUCCGUGGGAGCUGGCCGCCUGCACACGGGGCCGCUGGGACAAGGUGGUCCCGGCCCAACCCCCCCAGUCCACAGCCCCUCUUCUCCUGGAGCCGACGAGCUGGACCAGAUCUCAAAAAUCCAUGACGUCAUCAGCACGCCUGCUGAGAAGACCCUCACCAAGUUCAAAUGGAUCAGGAUACCUCUCCUGACAGCCAGUCUGUCCUCGAGAUGCCUCCCUCCUCAUGACCCCGACGACAGGAUCGCCGCCCACCACGCCUCCUUCCAGGGCCAGAGAACCAGGCCCGGAAGCGAGAGGAGGACCUUCGCACGAGACCAGCGCCCGCCCGCCUGACGGAACUGCCGCCGCCGGAGCCUUCGGGGGUGACCCACCCCAGCCCCGCGCUGCGCUCCGUGUUCGGACCCAGAGCCGACGGGAAAGGCCCGGUGCUCAGGCCCCUGAAGUGUGUCGGCUCGAGCCGGAAGGUAGGCUGUCCCGCCAGCGUCCCCAGCGGCCUCCGCUGACCGGCUGCCCUUCCCUCUGCAGGCAGGGCCGCGGCCGGACAGGAAGCCCGGCCCGAGGCGGGACCGUCUGCCCAGCACAGAAAGGAGACAGGAGGGCACCUGCUCGGGGCGCAGCGGCCGGAGGGCUCCGGGAGAGCCCCGUCCUCCGCCCGGCCUGCGCCCCGCGAGCACUGCCCGGGCCCCCGCCUGCCGGGCCCGCGCUCCAGCGAACGCCCUGCAGAACCAGCUCCCUCAGCGGUUUAUUUCAUUUCCGUGACGUAAGAACUGGGGGUAGAGCACGUUUUGUAAUUUUUUUUAUCUGAAUCAAAAGAGAAAUCAGAAUUUCUGUUGUGUAUGUAGGCGUGGGGUCCCUGCGGGCCCGGGCUCCUUUAGGACAUCACCAGUGGCACAUGUCACAGCGUGCAGGCAGUGACGUCAGAGCUUUAUUAAAGGGUGAGCAUCGUUA